UUCUCUUGUGUUGGGAGCACAGAGAGCCUUUCGAUCAUGAGCUUCACUGGAAAGUACGAACUCCAGUCCCAGGAAAAUUUUGAGCCUUUUAUGAAAGCCCUUGGGCUUCCCGAUGACCAGAUCCAGAAGGGCAAGGACAUCAAGAGCAUCUCAGAAAUCGUGCAGGAUGGGAACAAGUUCAAGGUCACAGUGACCACUGGCUCCAAAGUGAUGCACAACGAAUUCACCAUUGGGGAGGAGUGCGAGAUCGAGACGCUGACGGGAGAGAAAAUCAAGGCUAUUGUUCAACUGGAGGGUAACAACAGACUGGUUGCAAACAUGAAAGGGCUGAAAUCCGUCACUGAACUCAACGGAGACACCAUCACCCAUACAAUGACCAUGGGAGACCUUACCUACAAGAGAAUUAGCAAGAGAAUCUAGAAACCCUCACACUCCAAUCAUUUUACUGUGUAAAAUGUGUUCAUUAAAGUAAAAUUUGUAUUAAAGGCCUCUUCAUUGUCAUCAGUCUCUACCCUGUUUCU
This is a messenger RNA of Cariama cristata (Red-legged seriema), 521 nucleotides long. It is a transcript of the gene FABP1, whose product is annotated as fatty acid binding protein 1, liver. The record is from RefSeq and is a predicted model, not a curated record. Gene Ontology annotation, biological process: fatty acid transport. The transcript has 4 exons. Gene Ontology annotation, molecular function: fatty acid binding. Gene Ontology annotation, cellular component: cytosol; nucleus. Lineage: Eukaryota; Metazoa; Chordata; Aves; Cariamiformes; Cariamidae. Bases 37 to 420 code for a protein of 127 amino acids.